Scheffersomyces stipitis CBS 6054 is the source of this 2493-nucleotide messenger RNA. RefSeq names its product RNA helicase (gene DHR2). The record is from RefSeq and is a predicted model, not a curated record. Gene Ontology annotation, cellular component: catalytic step 2 spliceosome; intracellular anatomical structure. Bases 1 to 2493 code for a protein of 830 amino acids. The transcript is spliced from 2 exons. Lineage: Eukaryota; Fungi; Ascomycota; Pichiomycetes; Serinales; Debaryomycetaceae. Gene Ontology annotation, molecular function: RNA binding; ATP binding.
AUGCAACUCCCGUAUUCUGGAGACGGUUCGGCUCCAGCUUCAAAAAAGAGAAAGAGAAAGAGAAAUAAUAAAACCAAGACAAAGUCUGAUGCCGAUGCUCAUCUCAGUCAGGAACAUGCAGUUGCAAAUGAAAACAAUUUCCAGAUCCACAGUAGCAACAAGAAGUUCAAAUUUGAUACCGAAGAAAAGGAAGACGUGAUAAAUCAGAAGAAUAACGAUUCCGUCGAAAAAGGAAAUUUUGAACAUCACGAAGAGGAGGACGAGGGUGAAGAAAUUAUUGAAGAUGCUCCAGAAAAAGAAGAACAAGUAGAAGAACGAAUAGAAGAUGAAGAAGAGGAUGAAGAUGAUGAGGAGGAGAAUAAGAUCAAAACAAAAAAUCCCAGGAAGAACAAAGACAAGAAAAAGCACAAAAAAGACGUUGAAUUGGCCAAAAAGGCUGAACAGUUGCUUGAGUUCAGAAAAGAACUUCCAGUUUACCAACACAAGGAUGAGGUCAUAGAUUAUGUCACCAACAACCAAGUCACUGUAGUAAUUGGUGAAACUGGGUCAGGUAAAUCUACCCAAAUCCCCCAGUUCUUGAUGCCUCUAAACAGUAAACUGAUAGCUGUAACACAGCCACGUAGAGUUGCUGCUGCAUCUUUGGCUGCGAGAGUCAGUGAAGAGUAUGGAUGUCAAUUAGGACAAGAAGUUGGUUACCAGGUCAGAUUCUCUAAUAUCACUCAUCCACAAAAGACGAAGUUGAAGUAUCUCACCGAUGGUAUGCUUUUGCGAGAACUCAUGAUAGACAGCAAGUUGUCGAAGUAUUCCACCAUAAUACUAGAUGAAGCUCACGAAAGAACAGUAUUGACAGAUCUUAUCAUGGGAUUCUUGAAACAACUUAUUGUAACUAAAACCAGAAGAGAUUUGAAAAUCAUAGUCAUGUCGGCUACGUUAAAUGCCGAGCUCUUCAGUAAGUUCUUCGGUAAUGCCCCUAUUCUCUUCAUAGAAGGUAAAAUGUUUCCUGUGUCUCCCUUCUAUUUGUCUGACUCUUCUGAGGAUAUUGUGGAUACCAUGGUAAGGAGUGUUAUUCAAAUCAACUUAGCAGAACAAGAGGGAGAUAUUCUCUGUUUCUUACCGGGCCAAGAAGAAAUCGAUAGCUGCGUCACCGUAUUGACUCAGGUGGCACCAUUGCUUCCAAAACAGGCACCAUUGCUAGUACCAAUGGCUCUCUACGCUGCUUUGUCUCCAGCCAAACAAGCUAAGAUCUUCGAAAAGCUUCCUGCAAGAAGGAGAAAAGUUAUUCUCGCUACCAAUAUUGCCGAAACUUCCAUCACUGUCAGUGGUGUCAAAUACGUUAUAGACUCAGGAUUGAGAAAAGUUAAAGUAUGGAAACAUCAAUUGGGAUUAUCUACAUUAUUAACCACUCCAAUUUCACAGGCUUCAGCAAGGCAAAGAGCUGGUAGAGCUGGUAGAGAAUCUGCUGGUAAAGUCUACCGUCUUUAUCUGGAGAAGGUAUUUCUGGAUCUGCUUCCUAAGCAGCAGGAAUCGGAAAUCAUGAGAAAUGACGUGGUGAUGCCCAUCUUGACAUUAAAGAAGUUAGGAAUAGACGACUUGUUGAACUGGUCGUGGUUGGAGCAUCCUGGCCAGGAUGCUAUCUUAAGUGCCUUGAAUACUUUAUAUUCUCUUGGGGCUUUGAACGACAGCGGCAAGAUUACACCUUUGGGAUAUAAGAUGGCCGUUUUACCAUUACAACCACAACUAUCAGUAGUUCUCUUAACAGCUUUUGAGUUUGGUGUGUUGUCUGCUGUUAUAGAUAUUGUAUCGUGUCUUUCCGUGGACAACUUGGUAUUAAAUGUAGGAGCUGCAAAUGGCGAAUUACGAGACGAAGUCAACUACAAAAGACGCCAGUAUUGUCCUCUUGGUAUCCGACAUGGUGAUUUGAUUGGUCUUAAAGAGUAUUUCAAUUACUACCAAGAACUAUCUGCAGCAGGAAAUACGGGAGAACUUAAGUCGUGGUGCAAAGAUUUGCAUUUGAGCUAUAAGGGCUUCAAGAAUGUUCUCAAAGUCAGACAACAGUUGAAACAAUAUAUGAUAACUACUAUCAAACAAGAUGAUAGUAUCAAGAGGGAAGAAAGAGACGAACAGUUGAAGAACUUAGAAGCUCAGCUAGGCAUAGUAAACUUGAACAACACUAACGACAGCGACAUUGAAGACGAGUUGAAGAAGCCUUUGGAUGUUCCAGCAGUUCUCAAGUCGUUCUUGAAGGGCUACAUCACGAAUACAGCUGUAGGAAUGCCGGAUAGAUCGUAUAGAACGUUCAACACAGGUCAACUCAUAAGUAUACAUCCAUCUUCCAACCUUUUUGGUAAGCUGAACUUGGACGCAAUAAUGUACAUAGAGUACGUCUACACGGCUAAGGGGUACGGGAGAAGUUGUUCUGCCAUUGAAUUGGGUUGGAUACAAGAAGUGGCACCGCAUAUUCUUGGAGCAUCCAAGAUCAACGUGCACGAUUAG